GAGUCUCUUCAUUCACUAUUUCAGUUUCGUAAUUAUAUAGCCGAAAAAGUUUUCAUAACUUUUGAAGAGUAUUAAAUCUCAAAAUGUCUGCAAGAAGAGCUCUUCAUUUUGUUUUCAAAGUCGGUGAUAGAAAAGAUACUAUCAAAUUUUAUACUGAAGUGUUAGGAAUGAAGGUGCUGAGACAUGAAGAAUUUGAAGAAGGAUGUAAAGCUAGCUGCAAUGGACCAUAUGAUGGAAAAUGGAGUAAAACAAUGAUAGGAUAUGGGCCUGAAGAUGAUCACUUUGUUGCUGAAUUGACUUAUAACUAUGGCAUUAAAUCUUAUAAACUGGGAAAUGAUUUUAUUGGUAUAACAAUUCAUUCAAGUGACAUUUUAAAAAAUGCUGAAACUAAAGGAUGGCCUACAAAAAAAGAUAAUAAUGUUGCCAUUCUUGAAGCUCCUGGUGGUUAUAAGUAUUUUAUUUGUGACCAACAGAAAUCAAACUCUGCAGAUCCAGUGCAGAAAGUUUCUUUGGCUUGUUCUAAUUUACAGAAAUCUAUAGAUUAUUGGAAUGGUCUCUUGGGAAUGAAAAUAUAUGAAAAAACAGACAGUUCUGUAACUUUAGGUUACGCUGAUACACAGUGUAAACUCGAAUUAAAAGACAUUGGUGGCCCAGUCAACCAUGAACAAGCAUUUGGCAGAAUUGCUUUCUCUUGUCCAACUUCUGAAUUGGCUGGUAUCCAAGAUGCUGUCAAGAAUUCUGGCUAUAAAAUUCUGACUCCUCUAGUGAGUUUAGACACUCCUGGUAAAGCCACUGUUCAUGUUGUUAUAUUGGCUGAUCCGGAUGGCCAUGAAAUAUGCUUUGUUGGAGAUGAAGCUUUCCGAGAAUUAUCAAAAGUUGACCCUAAAGGAGAAGGAUUGUUAAAGGAAGCUAUUGAUGCUGACAAGAGUGAUGAAUGGUUUGCAAAGAAAGGAUUAUCAAAAGUUGAAAAGUGAUUGCAUACAUAAAUGAAGAAAAAAGGAUUGAAAAAAGUUCUUCUCAAUGAACAUUAUUUGCAAUUAGAAAUUGAGAUUAUUACUUAAUUGUACUUCAACAUUUGCUACUCUUGAUCUGAAUCCUUUUGAUACAAGUAUUGCUUUUUAAUCAGUUUUUCAUUAUAUAUCAUAAAUAUAUUGAACAUAUUGUUAAAUCAAUUACUUAUUAUUUGUUAUUUUACUUUUUU
This is a messenger RNA of Argiope bruennichi, 1201 nucleotides long. RefSeq names its product glyoxalase domain-containing protein 4-like. The record is from RefSeq and is a predicted model, not a curated record. The transcript is spliced from 10 exons. Bases 84 to 974 code for a protein of 296 amino acids. NCBI's taxonomy places the organism in Eukaryota, Metazoa, Arthropoda, Arachnida, Araneae, Araneidae.